UCAAUGCGACAGAGCAGUGUGUUACAUUAUUUGGCAAGGUGUGCUAGUUGUUGUGGACCUUUGCUGUUGUUUCUACUUAGUUCCUCAGUAAAAUGAGUCGUAAAAUUUUGGCAUUCUUAUGCCUUUCAUUGCUAUUGGCGUCUGCGCAAAGUUAUGUUCCCGAUAUCAGGCUUGGGCAGAUUCAAAAUCGCAUUAUUUCGGGUACACCUGCCUCGCUUGGCCAAUUUCCCUGGCAAGUGAUAUUAAAAUUAGAUCCGCUAGAUGAUUUGCUUUGUGGUGGUUCGAUUAUAGCAUCAUCUUGGGUACUCACCGCAGCACAUUGCACUUAUGGACAAACUUCUAUGUUUCUCAUGUUUGGCACUAUAAUAUUUGACAAUCCUAAUGCCCUAAAUAUGACAUCAACACAAUUGUACGUCCAUCCAAAUUACAAUGAAGAGAAUUUAAAUAAUGAUGUGUCACUGAUUGAGCUACCAACACCAUUGACAUUUAGCACAAUUAUACAACCAAUACAAUUGGUACCAAGUUCAGCGGCAAGCUACAAUUUCAUUGGUCAAGUGGCCAUAAUCGCUGGCUUUGGUUUAACCGAUGAUGAAUACACGGAUUUUUCAAAUAAUCUAUUAUAUGCACAAGUAGAAAUCAUUAAUAAUAGUAAGUGUUUAGCGGUGUUCGGAACAAGUGUAGUUCUUAGCUCAACAUUGUGCGCUAAAGGCGAAAAUGGCACUGAUAUGUCGAUAUGCAGCGGUGAUUCUGGUGGUCCGCUAAUAACGCAAGAUUCGAGUGGCACGUGGAUGCAAAUUGGCAUAAAUUCGUUUGUUGCAGAAGAUAUGUGUACUGAGGGAUACCCGUCGGGUUAUGCGCGUUUAACCUCAUUCCUGGCUUACAUAUCGCAAGUGACGGGUAUAAAUUUCAAUAGUACUUAAAAGGAUAUGGUUGAGAUGGAUAUUAAAUAAAUUUCGCUAAAUUUAA
Messenger RNA from Anastrepha obliqua, 966 nucleotides. Its product is annotated as brachyurin. Lineage: Eukaryota; Metazoa; Arthropoda; Insecta; Diptera; Tephritidae. Gene Ontology annotation, molecular function: serine-type endopeptidase activity. The transcript is spliced from 2 exons. The record is from RefSeq and is a predicted model, not a curated record. Bases 93 to 920 code for a protein of 275 amino acids. Gene Ontology annotation, biological process: proteolysis.